Molecule: messenger RNA, 2075 nt
Organism: Anolis sagrei ordinatus
Lineage: Eukaryota; Metazoa; Chordata; Lepidosauria; Squamata; Anolidae
Gene: RCN3
Product: reticulocalbin 3
Cellular component (GO): endoplasmic reticulum
Molecular function (GO): calcium ion binding
Source: RefSeq, a predicted model, not a curated record
UGGCCUGGGAGACAACUGCAAGAGUGAAGAUGAACUGGGGCGGUAUUCAGAGAGGGGCCAUUGCAGGGAUUGGAGCUGCUGCAGCAAGUGGGGCAAGAAGUUGUGCACAAUGACGUGGCAAAAGAAGAGCCUGUGUUCCUACUGGAUGUUGACAGUAUGCGUCAUGUGGGUUCUGGCCAAGCCACCCCCUGACAAGAAGGAGCGUGUCCAUCACAGCCCAGACCUCAGCGACCACCUCCACGACGACAGCCAAGAUUUCCAGUAUGAUCACGAAGCCUUCUUAGGGAAAGAGGAGGCCAAGACAUUCGACCAGCUGACUCCCGAAGAGAGCAAAGAACGUCUAGCGAAAAUCGUAGAUCGAAUCGACAAGGAUAAGGAUGGCUUUGUGACUCAACCUGAAUUGAAAGAUUGGAUCAAGCAUACACAGCACCGCUAUAUUUACGAGAACGUGAACAAGAACUGGAAGGACUACGACAAGGAUAGUGAUGGCCAUAUCACCUGGACUGAGUUCAAAAAUGCGACGUAUGGUCACUAUGAAGGAGAGGAGUUUGGUGAUCUGGAGGACAAAGAUUCCUACCGGCGAAUGUUAGCCCGAGAUGAGCGGCGGUUCAAGGCAGCUGACAAGGAUGGGGACUUGAGUGCUACAAGGGAGGAGUUCACUGCCUUCCUCCACCCUGAAGAAUUUGACUAUAUGAAAGAUGUUGUGGUGACGGAAACCAUUGAGGACAUAGACAAGAAUGGAGAUGGCUUUGUAGAAGUGGAUGAAUAUCUUGGCGACAUGUAUAGUCCUGAAACGGGAGAGCCAGAGCCCAGCUGGGUGAAGAGUGAACGUCAACAAUUCCUGGACCAUCGGGACCUCAAUAAAGAUGGCAAAAUGGACCGAGAGGAGAUUGGGCACUGGAUUUUGCCCCCAGAUUAUGACCAUGCCGAGGUGGAAUCAAAGCACCUCCUUGUUCACUCAGAUGUUGAUAAGGAUGAAAAAAUAACCAAGCAAGAGAUAUUGGACAAUUGGAACAUGUUUGUGGGGAGCCAGGCCACCAACUAUGGUGAAGAUUUGACAAAGGAACAUGAUGAGCUGUGAUCAGAGCAAGUGGGGGAUGCGCGUUGGAGCACCCUCCCUCAGAUGCCGGUGGGGGAAAUYACACUCCAGGAGGGAAUGGUUUUCUUAUUUAUUGGUGUGAGGGCCUGCUUAAGUUUUCUGACAGGUURYRAUAGCUGGCAUAAACCCGGGCGGUUUUUAUAUGAUCUGUUCUUCCUCUCCUGACUCCUUAUCUCCCUCAAACACUGUGAAGCUUUGCCAUACUUACAAAGAUGUCCUCACUGCCAGAAAUUUAAGAAGGGGCAGAUUAAACAUCUCUCACCCACGUCCAAAACAGUGUUCAAUCUAUUUUACAAGGGCUGGUCUGUGUUUGUGUGUUCCUCCUGUCAUAUCUGUGGAUUCCAAGGCAUCCAUUUAUUUUCUCUCACAUAGUUUUAAACUGCUUCUGGACUACUUCAUCACACUAGAGAAAAAAAUCCACUUAAAAUCYGGUUUCUGCCUCCUGCAGAAUUCUGGGAUUUGUAGUUUAGUGAGGCUGUUAAAGGCUCAUCCUUAAACUACAAACCCUAUAAUUCUGCAGGAGUCAGCAACAGGGUUUUAAGUGGGUUUUCAACUCCGUUGCCAUUCAAGUUGCUCUCCUUCCUUGGUAACAAGAUCCAUAUUUACCUUUCGAACAGUAAUGUGGGACUUCAUAGGGGGCAAGCAGCUGAAGUGGAACAAACAAGGCAAUAGGUUUGAAAUCACCUUCUUGCGGUGUUUUUACCCUACUUACAUAGAAAUACUAAAGGCUGCUUAUAUGUAAUAUGUAAGUAGCCCCAAUCCUUGGACAAAUAUUGUAGGUGUAGUUUCUCUCUCUACCCCUUCUUCUCCAGGAUGGCAGGCUUUCACGAGAGGAAUUCAUUAAACUUAUGCAGCAGAGUUUCGACGCCACCAAAGAAUAUGAAUCAACAAUCAACAAAGUGUUGCCCCACCAUGAGCUGUGACCUUGUGAUUGUAACACUCUGGAUUAUUAAUAAAACUAUUUUCCACCCCUCCA